GGUUCUUUGAUCACGACGAUGUUCCCGUUUCCUUAAAACUCUCAAAUAUGUCGACAUUUUCAUCCCUCCUAUGUUUUCCUAAAAUCACCCCUUUAAAAUCAAACCCAUUCUUGAUCGUAAAAUCCCACAACAAGAUUUCGAUUUAAUGGGAAUUUCCUCUUCUGUUAGAAUGAAAACUUUCUUCUGGGCUUCCAUCAUUCUCCUUCCGGCGGUUGUGUUGGCAGAAUGCACCUGCGAGCUCAAAGGAGAGGAAGAUCGGAACAGGGCUGGGGCUUUGAAGUACAAGCUCGCUGCCAUUGUGGCGAUCCUGGCCGCCAGCGCCGUCGGGGUCUGCCUCCCGGUGCUGGGCAGGACGGUGGCGGCGCUGAGCCCGGAGAGGAACUUGUUCUUCAUCUUGAAGGCGUUUGCCGCGGGAGUGAUUCUGUCGACGGGUUUUAUUCAUGUUUUGCCGGAUGCGUUUGAGAGCCUGACAUCGCCAUGUCUCGGGGAGAAGCCGUGGGAGGAUUUCCCGUUCGCGGGGUUCGUUGCUAUGGUGGCGGCGAUCGGGACAUUGAUGGUGGAUACGUAUGCGACGGCGCAUUACCAACGGCAGGCGGAGAAGAAGAACUGUAAGAAGGAGGAGGAGGAAGAAGGGAUGGUGCCGGUUCACACGCAUGCUACGCAUGGGGCGGUGUCGUUGGAGUCGGGGGAGACUGAACUGCUUCGUCAUCGUGUCAUCUCUCAGGUUUUGGAGCUGGGAAUCAUAGUCCACUCAGUAAUAAUUGGCAUUGCUUUAGGAGCUUCGGACAGUCCUAAAACCAUAAGACCUCUCAUUGGUGCAUUGACCUUCCAUCAGCUCUUCGAAGGCAUUGGUCUUGGAGGUUGCAUUACACAGGCCAAGUUUGAUGCGGCAGCAAUAACAUUAAUGGCGAUUUUCUUCUCCCUUACGACCCCGACAGGCAUAGCCGUUGGCAUCGGACUAAGCAACAUCUACAGUGAGACGAGCCCGACAGCGCUGAUCGUGGAAGGGGUGUUCAACUCGGCAUCGGCAGGAAUAUUGAUCUACAUGGCCUUAGUUGAUCUCCUUUCUGCUGAUUUUAUGAGUCACAAAAUGCAAACCAAUUUAAAGCUUCAAUUGGGGGCCAAUGCUUCUCUUCUUUUAGGUGCUGGUUGUAUGUCUCUCUUAGCCAAGUGGGCAUGAAACGAUUUUAAUUUUUUCUUUUUAAUUCUUUUUAAAAAUUGAAAACCAAAACAAAUUUAGACAAACGCAAAUGUUUGCGCUUCUAAUCUUUUAUUGCAAAUUAUUGUUAUAUUUUUCAAUUUAUA
Sesamum indicum (sesame) is the source of this 1305-nucleotide messenger RNA. RefSeq names its product zinc transporter 5. Gene Ontology annotation, molecular function: zinc ion transmembrane transporter activity. Gene Ontology annotation, cellular component: plasma membrane. NCBI's taxonomy places the organism in Eukaryota, Viridiplantae, Streptophyta, Magnoliopsida, Lamiales, Pedaliaceae. Gene Ontology annotation, biological process: zinc ion transmembrane transport. The record is from RefSeq and is a predicted model, not a curated record.